This is a messenger RNA of Peromyscus leucopus (white-footed mouse), 1270 nucleotides long. It is a transcript of the gene Tbpl2, whose product is annotated as TATA-box binding protein like 2. NCBI's taxonomy places the organism in Eukaryota, Metazoa, Chordata, Mammalia, Rodentia, Cricetidae. The coding region runs from base 1 to 1188 and encodes 395 amino acids. The record is from RefSeq and is a predicted model, not a curated record. The transcript has 8 exons. Gene Ontology annotation, molecular function: RNA polymerase II general transcription initiation factor activity; DNA binding. Gene Ontology annotation, biological process: DNA-templated transcription initiation.
AUGGCAGAGAAUGCAAAAAGAAGCUGCAGAAGCAGCUCGCGCCGUGAUUCCUCACCUCCCGUGCAGAAAGCAAGGAGAGCGGCUCCUUUGACUUGCUUGGACGUUGAUCCCUUUGCUUGUCUCCGGCUCUACGUGGUGGGCUCUCCCCUCAUGGAGGAGGAGGACAUGUACCUGGACCUCUUUCUGGACCCGUAUACAGUCCAGGAUGACUUUCCUCCAGCUGUGUCUCAACUGUUCAGCCCAGGGGCGCCUUUAGAUGUGCACCCACUUAAUCCAUCCACCCCAGAGACUGUGUUUAAUUCACAUCUUGGCAGAGUCAAAGAAACAUCCAGUGACUUUUCAUCUAUGGAUUUAAGCUUCUUACCAGAUGAGUUUCCCCAAGAAAACAAAGACCAGACUGUCAUUGGAAACAAGCAAGAAACUGAGCAAAGUUGUGAAACUCAAGAUCAGCAAAAUCAGUUGCUGUUGCCUGGUUGGGAGGACAGUGGGCUGAGCUUAAAUAGCUCCAGUUCACGAGAUCCCCAUUCCCACCUGCGCUCUGAUGGUGCUGACUCCAACCAGCCCUCUCCAGAAAAACUAAACUCCAAUGCCUUACCUGUGGCAUCCAUAGUGUCCAUGACACCAAUGAUCCCUGUUCCAGAAGGCUCUGGAAUUGUGCCUCAAUUACAGAAUGUAGUUUCCACUGCAAAUCUGGCUUGUAAAUUGGAUCUGAGGAAAAUAGCUCUGAAUGCCAAAAACACAGAAUAUAACCCUAAGAGGUUUGCUGCAGUCAUAAUGAGGAUCCGAGAGCCAAGGACAACAGCCCUCAUUUUUAGCUCUGGGAAAGUGGUCUGCACAGGAGCCAAAAGUGAAGAGGAGUCUCGACUGGCAGCGAGAAAGUAUGCUCGAGUGGUGCAGAAGCUUGGCUUCCCCGUCCGAUUCCUCAAUUUUAAAAUUCAGAACAUAGUUGGAAGCUGUGAUGUGAAGUUUCCUGUCAGGCUGGAGAUUUUGGCGCUAACCCACCGCCAGUUCAGUAGUUAUGAACCUGAACUGUUUCCUGGCCUUAUUUAUAAGAUGGUAAAACCACAAGUGGUGUUGCUCAUCUUUGCAUCUGGAAAAGUUGUGUUGACAGGUGCCAAAGAGCGUUCUGAGAUCUACGAAGCAUUUGAAAACAUGUAUCCUAUUCUAGAAAGUUUUAAGAAAACCUGAGUGUAUCAUUGGGCUUCUCAUAUUGUAGUGAUUUGGAUAUGUGCUUAAGCACAGCAGAGAAAGAGCGGGAUUUCUUCUACAU